CAUUGUUUAGAUAAGUGAUAAGAUAUAUAAUCGCUAGUUGAGCAAUUUUACUCUGUCUUCUGUAUUUUGUGUUGUUCUUCUGCAGUAAAAAAGCUGAAGUGAAGCAAUGGCUGACAAACCAGAUAUCAGCGAGGUCUCUCAGUUUGACAAGACCAAGCUGAAGAAGACCGAGACACAAGAGAAGAACACCCUUCCCACUAAAGAGACUAUCGAACAGGAGAAGCAGUGUGAGGCGUAAACGAUCUUCACCGAGGGCAAGCUGUGGAGAGCUGUGAGAUGUUUAACUUCUGUAGAAGACCUUUCUGAAGGAUGACUGACUUGAUCAGUGUCAGUGACGAGAUGGAUUACUCUGCACUGAGGCGAACUCUUGUCAAUCUAAAUGAAAAUGUGUUAUAUUUGCCCUCAUCUUUAGUGAAAUAAACCUUUCAGAUGA
Carassius auratus (goldfish) is the source of this 433-nucleotide messenger RNA. Its product is annotated as thymosin beta-b. Bases 107 to 238 code for a protein of 43 amino acids. Gene Ontology annotation, biological process: actin filament organization; regulation of cell migration. Gene Ontology annotation, molecular function: actin monomer binding. The transcript has 4 exons. The record is from RefSeq and is a predicted model, not a curated record. Gene Ontology annotation, cellular component: cytoplasm. NCBI's taxonomy places the organism in Eukaryota, Metazoa, Chordata, Actinopteri, Cypriniformes, Cyprinidae.